UUUUAUUCUCUAUUCUGUGCAAAGUUUUUGUGUGUAAUUCUCCAAAUCAAUGGCAAAGUUUGUGCAAAACACUGGAAAGUACAUUGCAGAAAAGGCAGACGGAGACGACACAAACGAAAUCGGCUAUCGACAGUCGAAGGAAAAUGACAAAAUUGACCUCAAGUAUGGAUACGAUCGUGUCAAGGACACCCAAGAACGGACCGGAUAUCUGGUCAAUAUGCAUUCGACUGAAAUUUUAAAUCAGGAUCGCCGACUGGUCGCCGCUCUUGAUCUGUUCUUUCUGCAGAUGGAUGGUACCAGGUACAAAAUGACGGUUAUUUACGCACCGUAUUUACUAUUGAUCACCAGAGAAGGUCACUCGUUAGAAGUGGCAAAAUUUUUGGCCAAAAAAUACUCCGGCCAGCUGUUGAAUGUGGAACACGUCGAGCGGGAGGAUCUCGACCUACCAAAUCAUCUGAGUGGUCUGAAGCAAAAUUUGCUCAAGCUAACAUUUGCUAAUACCAGCCACAUGACUAAGGUGAAAAAGGACCUAAACGCGGCAGUCCGAAAGAACAAGGAACGUGACAAGGCAAACACCUAUUACAUGCAGAUGCUGAGCAAUUCGCUUGCUGUGGCAUCCGAAGAGACGUCCAGUGGGUCUAGUCUGAACCAGGAUUUUUAUGACAGCAUUAUUGAUAUGCGCGAACAUGACGUUCCCUAUCAUGUGCGGGUUUCGAUUGAUUUGAACAUUUUCUGUGGACAGUGGUACACGAUGCGAUGUCGGGGCGGCGAUGAACGGCCUAUUAUUACAUCCCGGCCGGAUAUAUUGGAUCGACCGGAACCGGUGGUGCUGGCAUUCGAUAUCGAAACGACGAAACUGCCGUUAAAGUUUCCGGAUGCGCAGAGCGAUCAGAUUAUGAUGAUUUCCUACAUGAUCGAUGGACAGGGGUAUUUGAUUACCAAUCGGGAGAUAAUCAGCGCUGAUGUCGAGGAUUUUGAGUACACUCCGAAGCCGGAAUUCGAGGGACAGUUUAUCGUGUUUAACGAGCCAAAUGAGAUGAGUUUGAUUCAGAGAUUUUUCGAUCAUAUUUUGGAUGUCAAGCCACACAUUUUCGUUACCUAUAACGGAGAUUUUUUCGAUUGGCCAUUUGUGGAGACCAGAGCGGCAGUGUACGAUUUGGACAUGAAACGUGAGAUUGGAUUUUCAAAGGUGAACGCCCGGGAUGGCAACUAUUUGUGCCGACCGGCGAUGCAUAUGGAUUGCUUGUGCUGGGUGAAGCGUGACUCGUACUUGCCGGUCGGGUCGCACGGGCUGAAAGCGGUCGCCAAGAGCAAACUGCGGUACGAUCCGGUUGAGCUGGACCCGGAGGAGAUGUGCAAGAUGGCCGUCGAGCAACCGCAGGUUCUCUCCAACUACUCGGUGUCGGAUGCGGUGGCCACCUACUAUUUGUACAUGAAAUACGUUCAUCCGUUCAUUUUUGCGCUGGCAACGAUUAUUCCGAUGGAACCGGAUGAAAUUUUGCGGAAAGGUUCGGGAACGCUUUGCGAAAUGCUGCUGAUGAAGGAAGCCUACGGCGUUCGGAUUGUGUUUCCGAACAAGCAAAUGUCGGAGUUGAAUAAACUGACGCCCGACGGGCACGUGUUGGACUCGGAAACCUACGUCGGUGGUCAUGUGGAAGCGCUGGAAUCGGGCGUAUUCCGGGCGGAUAUUUCCACUCGGUUCCGUUUGGAUCAGGACAUGCUGAUGCAGUUGCAGCGGAAUGUGGAGAAGGUGUUGGAACAUGCGAUCGUAACCGAGGAGGGGGUUCCACUGGAAAAGGUAACCAAUUUGGAGGAAGUAACGGAACAGAUUAAGGCCGCCUUACAGCAGCUGCACGAUACUCCCACGCGAAUCGAGCAACCGGUGAUCUACCAUCUGGACGUUGGAGCGAUGUAUCCGAAUAUUAUUCUGACCAAUCGAUUGCAGCCUUCGUCGAUGGUCUCGGAGACGGAUUGUGCGGCUUGCGAAUACAAUCGACCGGAUGCUAGGUGUAAGCGUAAUAUGGAGUGGAUGUGGCGCGGUGAGAUGUUGCCAGCAACCAGGAACGAGUUUCAGCGUAUUCAACAGCAGCUGGAAACGGAGAAGUUUCCUCCACUUUUUCCCGGAGGUCCGCCGCGAGCCUUUCACGAACUGUCGAAAGAGGAUCAAGCAAAUUACGAAAAGAAACGGUUGAGCGAUUACUGCCGCAAGGCAUACAAGAAGACGAAGAUUACGAGCCUGGAGACAAGGACUUCAACGAUUUGCCAGAAAGAGAACAGUUUUUACGUGGAUACGGUGAGAGCCUUUCGCGAUCGACGUUACGAGUAUAAAGCGUUGACGAAGGUUGCGAAAGCGGCAGUAAGUGCCGCUCUGAAGAGCGGCGAUGCUGGAGAAAUUAAAGCCGCCAAAGGUCGGGAAGUGCUGUAUGAUUCGCUGCAACUUGCUCAUAAAUGUAUUUUGAAUUCUUUCUACGGGUAUGUGAUGCGGAAGGGUGCUCGUUGGCACAGCAUGUCCAUGGCUGGCAUUGUGUGCUUGACGGGAGCGAAUAUCAUUACGAAAGCUCGGGAGAUUAUCGAACGAGUUGGUCGUCCGCUGGAGCUGGACACCGAUGGAAUUUGGUGUAUUCUGCCGGCUUCGUUUCCGCAGGAGUUUACCGUGCUUUCUACUCAUGAGAAGAAAAAGAAGAUAAAUGUGUCCUACCCGAAUGCGGUGCUGAAUACGAUGGUGAAGGAUUACUUCACCAACGACCAGUACCAUGUACUGGAGAAACCGCACGAGCCGGGCAGUUCGGCCGAAUAUUCGAUUAAAGACGAAAAUUCAAUUUUCUUCGAGGUGGAUGGUCCUUAUUUGGCUAUGGUUCUGCCGGCGGCUAAAGAGGAGGGCAAAAAGUUGAAGAAACGUUACGCGGUUUUUAAUUUCGAUGGUUCCUUGGCGGAAUUGAAGGGAUUCGAGGUUAAGCGUCGUGGUGAGUUGCAGUUGAUUAAGAUUUUUCAAAGUUCGGUCUUUGAAGCGUUUCUGCAGGGUUCCACUCUGGAACAGUGCUACGCUUCGGUCGCGAAAAUUGCAGAUUACUGGCUGGACGUGCUGUACAGUAAGGGUCAUAAUAUGCCCGACAGCGAGCUGUUCGAGUUGAUUUCGGAAAAUCGCUCGAUGUCGCGCAAAUUGGAGGAUUAUGGAGAGCAGAAAUCGACUUCGAUUUCGACCGCAAAGCGAUUGGCGGAGUUUCUCGGGGAUCAGAUGGUAAAGGAUGCCGGUUUGGCUUGUAAGUUUAUCAUUUCGAAGAAACCGGACGGGGCGCCUGUAACGGAGCGUGCAAUUCCGCUGGCUAUCUUUCAAUCGGAACCGAGCGUCAGGAGGCACUACCUGCGACGAUGGUUGAAGGACAACACGAUGGGUGACGCAGAUAUACGGGACGUACUCGAUUGGCAGUAUUAUAUUGAGAGAUUGGGAGGAACGAUCCAGAAGAUCAUCACCAUACCGGCUGCUUUACAGGGAUUGAAUAAUCCAGUUCCAAGAGUGCAACAUCCGGACUGGCUGCAUAAGAAGAUGCUGGAAAAGAAUGACACUUUGAAGCAACGGCGAAUCAGUGAAAUGUUCACAGUAAAAGAGAAACCGACAAUCGCAGAUAUCGAAGACUUUGGUCCUCGCUCCAGAUCACCUAGCGUCGGACCUAACCUUCCGGUAGUAAAUUCAAAACGACGACGAACGCCCUCCCAUGAAGCAGACUCCUCGCCAUCGGCUCCAGAGCCAAAAACCUGGCGCGAAGCACUCGGGGCCCCACCUCCUACGGGGGACACCAACCAAGAACUCCAGGCAUGGCUAGCAUAUCACAAGAAAAAGUGGAAAUGGCAACUUGCGCAACGUAGCAAAUUCCGAGACCCCAAAAGCAAGCGAUCACGAAUGAACGACGAUAAUCAACCUUCCAGUUCUUCAGCUUCGGCUCGCCCUGUCACGACGUUGGGUGGCUUUCUGAGAAAAACUCAGCGAUCCCUAAUCGAACAAACGUGGCAAGUGAUUCAGAUUAUCGCCAACGAUGAUAUGGGUCACUUCAACAUAUGGGCGAUGGUCGGCGAAGAACUGCACAAAAUCAAACUAACUGUACCGAGGAUCUUCUACGUAAACCAGCGAACUCCGGCUCCACCCGAGGAAGGCUCCAUGUGGAAAAAGGUUCACCGAAUUCUGCCGCGAGCCCGUCCCGUUUACCACCUCUAUCAGUACGUCGUUCCGGAGCAAGUUUUCCGAGACAACCGCCUAGGAAUGCUGGCCGAUCUGGCGACGCCGGAUAUCGAAGGCAUCUACGAAACUCAGCUGUCGCUAGAAUUUCGCGCACUAAUGGAACUGGGUUGUCUCUGCGCCGUCCAGCGUUCGGAAGCCAGAACUCUGGCAACCCUAGCCACCAAAGACCUCGACUCGUUCAACAUCCAACAGCUCGAAAUGCGAAGUUACUCGCACACUCCCUACCUGAAAAACGGCGCCAACUUACGUAAAAUUUUCCUCUACCAGCACAGCAUCCCAUCAGGAAAACGUGAAAUGUGGGGUCUCUUCAUGGGCCCCAGCAAGAAAGCCCUGCUAAUAAUUCUGGACACCGUCCGCAGCAAUCAGCUGCCCACCCUAAAAUCCCUCUACACGUCGGAACGUUUGGCACUUCUAAAAUCCAACAGCGAAAACUUCACCGAGGAAAAUCUGCCCCCAUCCGAUAUGACCUUCGAGGCGUACAUGGAAGUGGACAGCAAGCAAGUGUACCAACGCCUUUCGCGCGCCCUCACCACCUACAAGGACGAAAAGCGCGGUCCAACCGUUCUGUGCGUUCAAACCGCUCUCGGGCUGCAGAAACUAAACCAACUGUUGCCGGCCUGUCUGGAGUUUCCCGAAUCGCACAUCCACAUCGCCGACGAUGCCUCCCUGCUGUCCGGGCUCGAUUGGCAACGGCAUGGGGCUCGUUCGAUGGUCCGCCAUUUCCUCAACCUAAACCACGUGUUCGAUUUGAUGCUCGAUCAGUGCCGCUACUUCCAUCUGCCGGUGGGCAACAUGCCUUCCGAUACGGUGCUCUUCGGGGCGGAUCUAUUCUACGCGCGUCACCUGCAGAAGCACAACUUUAUCCUUUGGUGUUCGCCCGGGUCACGGCCCGAUCUUGGAGGACGUGAAGGCGACGACAGUCGGCUGUUAGCCGAAUUCGAAGACACUAUUUCGGUCGUUCAGAAUCGGCCAGGUUUCCAUGAUAGUGUCUGUGUCGAGUUAAGCAUUGAAAGUUUGGCCGUUUCAGCACUGCUGCAAGCGAGUAAGGUUCAGGAGAUGGAAGGUGCAUCGUCUGCGAUCACGUUCGACGUUAUUCCGCAGGCUUCGCUGGACGAUAUGAUCAGCAACCAGGGCGUUCAGACGUUACCGAGCUACGACGAAACGGCCCUGUGCUCGCAAGCUUUCCGCGUGAUGCGAUUGAUGGUGAACGGUUGGCUGCGAGAGGUGUCCAUCAAUCGGAACAUUUUCUCCGAUUUUCAAAUCAUACACUUCUACCGCUGGGUGCGUUCGACCAAAGCACUGCUCUACGAUCCGGCGUUGCGACGUGCUCUGAACACGCUGAUGAGGAAACUGUUUCUGCAAAUUAUCGCUGAGUUUCAGCGACUGAAGGCGGAGAUCGUUUACGCGGACUUCAAUCGGAUUGUGAUCAACACGGCCAAGAAGACCGUGAUCGAUGCGAUCGCCUAUACGGACUACGUUGUGCAAAGCAUUCGAAAUAAGGAGCUGUUUCAUAGCGUGCUCUUGUCCUACCAACAGUCUUGGGUGUUUUUGCUUUGGAUAGAUUCGGCCAAUUUCGGUGGUAUUCGGGGCAACAUUCCCAAAGAGCUUAACGAUGAAGAGCCAGCGACAGAAGAUGAGGAGGAACUUUCGCUGGAGAUGAACUUUAACAUGGCCGAACUGCUGCCGGAAGAGAACCGAUGCCGGGAGUACUUUGACAAAUUUUUGGUUUUAUAUUUGGAAUCCCUAGCCCAAGGCGUUCCCGGCGCAAGAGCCCUCAAGAAACAGUCACACGUUGCGUACGAAAUGGUACAGAAGAUGCACAAAAACUACGGCCGAGGCAAGGAAGGUCCGGCUCUGGAAUUCGUCAAAGCGCUAUGCAAAGUUCUAGGCGUUAAAAAGGACAUCGAAGAAGAGUUGACAACUCUUCGGCGAAACAUGCUGCUGCUAAUCGGAAUCGGCGAUUUCAGUGACAAAGCCGUCUGGAAGGACCCGUUAAAAUCGUACGUGCUGAAUGAAGUGAUCUGCAAGGCGUGCAACCAUUGUCGCGAUUUGGAUCUAUGCAAGGACAACUAUCGCGCCCUCAAGGAUGGCCGUCCGGUGUGGCUGUGUGCUCAGUGUAAUGUAGACUACGAUAGCGUGGACAUCGAGAUGCGUUUGCUGGAUGCGGUCCAACGAAAGAUAAUGUCCUACACCUUGCAGGAUUUACGUUGUGGUCGCUGUAAACAAAUCAAGCGAGAAAAUUUGGCAGAAUUUUGCACCUGCGCGGGCAGUUUUGAGAAUUUAAUUUCCUCCGAAGAGGUUAGACGGUUGCUGACGACGUUUCAAAAGGUAGCCGAUGACUAUCAGAUGCCUUUGCUGAAGGAAACCAUCGAACAUCUACUGAAUACCUGUUAA
Messenger RNA from Sabethes cyaneus, 6628 nucleotides. It is a transcript of the gene DNApol-epsilon255, whose product is annotated as DNA polymerase epsilon catalytic subunit 1. The record is from RefSeq and is a predicted model, not a curated record. Gene Ontology annotation, molecular function: DNA binding; nucleotide binding; DNA-directed DNA polymerase activity. The transcript has 5 exons. Bases 50 to 6628 code for a protein of 2192 amino acids. Gene Ontology annotation, biological process: DNA replication; base-excision repair, gap-filling; nucleotide-excision repair, DNA gap filling. Lineage: Eukaryota; Metazoa; Arthropoda; Insecta; Diptera; Culicidae. Gene Ontology annotation, cellular component: nucleus; epsilon DNA polymerase complex.